Molecule: messenger RNA, 2835 nt
Organism: Limulus polyphemus (Atlantic horseshoe crab)
Lineage: Eukaryota; Metazoa; Arthropoda; Merostomata; Xiphosura; Limulidae
Product: micronuclear linker histone polyprotein-like
Exons: 3
Coding region: 140-1186 (348 amino acids)
Biological process (GO): regulation of cell cycle
Cellular component (GO): nucleus
Molecular function (GO): cyclin-dependent protein serine/threonine kinase inhibitor activity
Source: RefSeq, a predicted model, not a curated record
GGAAGAGCUAUGUAUUUGUUUACAGUUACAUUUCAAAAGUACGGGAACAUUUAACCGUCCACGUAUGAUUUAAUCAAACGCUGUAUGUCCAUUAUCUUCGAUUUCUGCUACUGAUACUGCAUUUGAUAAAACACAGAAAAUGAGAACAGUGAAUAAAACCGUUUUAAGGCGAUGCUGUGGUUCUGUUGGUCAGUGUUCGGUUGAAUAUUCAAACAUGAGGGAAAAAAACGUCCGACGUCGUUUAUUCGAUCGUGUCGAUCAUGAUGAAACACAACGCAUCCUUCAGCAAGAACUCACAUUUACAUAUGCUAAUAACAACCAGAGAUGGAACUUUGAUUUUCAGAAAGAAAAACCGUUGGAGGGACCUUGGAAGUGGAAGGUAGUAAAGCCUAAUGACCCGGAAAUUCCUCAAGUCUACAGUCGAAUGGUUAAUAUAGGUUUUGGAAACAGCUCAGCUUAUAAAGUCGAUUUUAAAACAGGUGAAAUAUGCACGAAAGGUUCCGAUCUAAUUCAAAAUAAUCCGACAAAAUCAUCCAACACCAAGGAACUUAGAAAACUCAUAUUUUCCAGAAAGAAAAACAAUAUAACGUCAACUGUUCGCAAUUUUAAUACGCGAGGGAAACGUUCAAUAUUACGUCAAUCUUCUGUGUCAGAAAUUUUAUGUGUAAGAAAAUCAGGAAGAAACUUGAAAACAUCUUCCGUCAGACAAGCAGAGAAAAGCCUGAGUUUCUCUUCCACUAGACAGAUAGAGAAAAACCUGAAGUCCUCUUCCACCAAACAGACAGAGAAAAACUUGAAGACCACUUCCAUCAAGCAUACAAAGAGAGGCUUGAAGACCACCUCCACCAGACAGACGGAGAGAGGCUUGAAGACCACCUCCACCAGACAGGCGGAGAGAGACUUGAAGACCACCUCCACCAGAAACAUGGAGAGAGGCUUGAAGACCACCUCCACCAAGCAUACAAAGAGAGGCUUGAAGACCACCUCCACCAAACAGGCGGAGAGAGGCUUGAAGACCACCUCCACCAGAAAGAUGGAGAGAGGCUUGAAAAUCACCUCCACUAGACAGGCAAAAAGAAGCUUGAAGAACACCUCCAACAGACAGGCAGGGAGAAACUUGAACAACGCCGCUACCAUACGGACAGGGAGAACAUGUAAAUCCAGAUCUUUCACCAGACUCAUUUAAAGUGUUGUUACAAGUGGACGUUUGACUUCUCCAUGCUGCUGUUCAUAAACAAUCCUGGGAUACAUCGAAGCAGAUAACUUUUUCCCUCUAUACGAGCUACUGGCCUUGGAUAUUAACUGUGCUCACCGUGUAUGAAACUCAAGACUCUUAGUUAUAUACAAACGAACAUUAAAACAAAAAAUCUAAGAAAUCAAGAAGCCAAAACGAGCGUGAACUUACACUCAAUUUGUUUUUGUUUACUAAACCUGUUAGCAGUUUUUUUUUAUCUAAACGUAGCACAGGCAUAUCAAAUGUUUCAUGAUAAUUUGAGUUAAUCUGGUUACUGAGCCAAGCAGUUUUUAGUUAUAUGGCUUCUAGGAUGAUUCUCCCAGGGAAGACAGCCUUUUCUGUGAAAAUCAUAUAGUUGAAAAGAGAAAGGAAACAUUUUCUUCUUCUCGAUUAAUUGAAAACUGUUUGACUGAAACCUUGACCAAUAUUUUUUUUGUCUCAUAAUUUUCAAAUACAUCUAUUCUGUUUUUUGGUGUUUUUUUUUGUGAAACUGAUCGUUAUUAAUACUUUUAGCUCAUGUUCUGUGGCAGACUUACUUGUUUCUAUUGUAUUAUUUGGUGUAUACUCUUUUUCAUCUAUCUAGAUUGUAUAUUAAUAGAGUGUUGGCACACAUACUUAAAAAAAACAACUGUCAUUAUGUUUUAAAAUUAUACCGGUUCAUGUUUUUUAUAUAUUUUAUUUUAGCUCUUGUUAUGUAUGAUCAUUAAAAAUACAUGAUAAUAUAUACGAACUAAGAGAUAUGUAUGUUAUUGUAAAUGUCCUUUUUUAAUUUUGUAUCGUAUUAUUAUGUAUAUAAAGCUCUCUAUCCUAUUAUUAUGUAUAUAAAGCUCUCUGUGUAAGGCACUUGCUCUGUUUUUGUAACUGCUGCUCUAAAGAAAAUAGUUUUCGAGCAAUAAUUUUAUGUCAAUAGGAGAGAGAGCAAACCCGUGUUGUUGGUUUUUAUCCUUUGACGGCUUCUAAGUUACUUGAAAAAAAGCUAAGUACAUUUUUUAAUAAAAUAAAAUAAUAUUGCUCUACUAAAAAAAAAGGUCAUGUUAUAAAUCUGUAAACCGAUAUUUUAACAUAAUGUUUCACUCUGCUAUUUUCAUCUCCUAGCGUUUCACAUUUUUCUUUAACUACCUUUUAUGAGUAAUUUUCACUCCGUGGGGUAUGUUUGAGUCUAUUUUGUACAUUUUUCAUAAAAAACUAUUUAAAAUAUUUUGCUUAUUUUAUUUCUUUUAAUGAUAUUCUAUUUUCAUUUGACUUUAGUGUACAAAUAUAUAAUUGUAUCAGAGGUUGAAAAAAUUCUGUUUCCACUUCUUUCCAUAACUCUUGUUUGACUGGAAUUUCAUUAAAUUUAAUUAAUUUUGUUAAAAGAAAAAUCUACUUCAUGUGUAAUUUGUAUUGAACAGGAAAGUUCGUCUCACCUUGUAAGUAAUUUAAUAUUUUCUGAUGUUUUAUUUUCCUCGGAAAUUACGAUAUUGAUAUGUACGCUAGAAGUAAACAAACCUUUCCAUUUUUACACUUUUGUUUGCCCUGAAAUCGUUUCACCUUUACGUAAUCCCAUGUGUGUACUCUUCCCGCAAAAAAAAGAAAAUAAACUCCUGUUGUUUCAUUGAAAA